Molecule: messenger RNA, 1260 nt
Organism: Tilletiopsis washingtonensis
Lineage: Eukaryota; Fungi; Basidiomycota; Exobasidiomycetes; Entylomatales
Exons: 6
Coding region: 5-1102 (365 amino acids)
Source: RefSeq, a predicted model, not a curated record
CUCCAUGUCUCGUCCCUCGUCUCGCUUCGCCGACCACGUCUACCGUCCUGUGCAGGGCGAUCCCGGCAUGCCUGCGCCCGCGCCCGUCGUGUCGGCGGCGGCCAUGACGCGCGUGCAGGUGCUCACGCCGCUCAGCAUCCUCGUCAGCGCCGGCACGCUCAUCGUCACGAGCAUCCUCACGCGCCCGCGCCUCAACGACGUCAGCGAGGCACACCCCACCUACCUCACGCCCAACGCAAAGUGGCUCAUGGCCUACUGGAGCGUCAUCUACCUCUGCCAGAUUGGCUUUGCGCUGCUCUGUGUCGUGGGCCAGAAGCCCGAGACCAAGAAGCUGCUGGCGUCCGGCGUCGGAGUGCGUCUUGCGCUCGUCAACUUCCUGCUCGCCGGCUGGGCCGUGUCGUGGAUCAUCAAUACGCACGUGUCGUUCAUCGUCGGCACGUCGCUGCUCGGAGCCAUCACGCUCGUGCUGCUCAUUACCGCCGGGCUGCUGGCCUUCUGGCUGCCCGCCGACUCGCGCCACCCCCUCGACUGGCUCUUUGUGCACGUGCCGAUCAAGAUGCUGCUCGUGAGCAUGAUUGCCGUCGACUUUGGGCAGCAGCUCUUCAUGGCGCUCGAGUGGGACGGCGGCAAGGGGCACGACCUCGACGCGUCCGUCUGGCCGACAUUCUACACGCUCAUGGGCGUCGGCGCCUUCAAUUCGCUCUGGAUCUUCACCUUCAGCGACCUGACAUGGGCAGCGUCGGGCAUUGUGCUCAACCUCGCCCUGCUGGCGCACCCCAAGAUUCCGCGGCAUGCGCGGCCCGCCGAGGUCACCGCGGCGAUCAUCUGCAGCAUCGCACUGCAGGGCACGGCGCUGCUCGGCUCGUAUGCGCACAAGUACAUUGCGCACCAGCGCGAGCAGCGGCGCAUCCGUCUCGGCUCGGAGGAUGAUGCGGCAGCGCGGCUGCAGGAGGCCGAGGCCGAGGCUGCAGCGGCCCGCGCACGCGCAGACGCCUACGCCGCGCAGCAAAACGGCGGCCGUCUGCCGCACGCUGGCGAGGACGAGGAGCAGGGGGGCGUGGGAGUGACGCGCCACCUCGGCAGCUCCGGCUCCAGCGCGUAAGUCGCGAGCGUCAGUCGAACGCGACUGUUCGCCGAGUGCUUCUGUGCAUGCCUAUGCCUCUCUCCCAAAUACCAAAUGCGCCUCUGCGCGCUGUACAUAGCUCCCCACCCGUCUCAACCGCAUCAAUGCCACGCUGUCAAUGCUCUGCACCCCCCCCC